AUGGAUUAUUUGGGUGAUAAUCGCUAUCAAUUGCUGUUCGUGGACGACGAUGCCAACGAUCAAAGCGUUGACCAAAAGCAGCUGCCACAGAUGCCACAGAUGCCACAGAUGCCACAAGCUGUCGCACAGCCAAAGACCAAACGCACCAAGACGCCAAGGGACAAGGCCAAAAGCAUUGUGGAGAUGGCCAAAAUGCUCGAAUUGCAGUCCAAGUCAAAUACAAAUACAAAGCUGGAAAUGGGCCAAGUCAAGGAGCCGCAGCAGUUGAAGGAGCAGGCGGCUUUGGAGGAGGAGGAGCAGGAGGAGCAGGCGGCUAUGGAGCUUAUGCUGGUGUUGGCUAUGGCAGAGGAGGAAGCGGCGGCGGCGGCGGAGGAGCUGCAGCAACAGGAGCAACCGCAACUCGCUGAGGAGGAGGAUGACACCAAGUACAUUACAGUGGAGCAAUGGCGUGCCAUGCAUGGAGUGCGUGCCAAGCCCAUUUAUAAUAUACGCAAGCCCGGCGAAGGUGAGCCCAAUAAGCCCGAUUGGAAGAAGAUGACCGUCUUGCAGAAGAAGAAGCAGCAACAGGCCAACAAGUCCGAGGAUGACAACAAUCUGGAGUACGAUGCAACCAUGUAUCCACAGCGUGUGGGACGUCUACAGCGUAUUAUGGACAUUGAGUUCAAGUUCAAGGAUGAUCGACGUCGCAGUGGUUAUCUCAGUGGUUGGUCGGGACGUGCCUACAACAAAUCGGAGUCCGAGGGCACUGCCGAGUCCAUCAAUAUGGCGGAUGAAAUGGAGUUUCCCACACUUGGUUGA
Molecule: messenger RNA, 798 nt
Organism: Drosophila innubila
Lineage: Eukaryota; Metazoa; Arthropoda; Insecta; Diptera; Drosophilidae
Exons: 3
Coding region: 1-798 (265 amino acids)
Source: RefSeq, a predicted model, not a curated record